Fundulus heteroclitus (mummichog) is the source of this 1680-nucleotide messenger RNA. RefSeq names its product C1D nuclear receptor corepressor (gene c1d). The record is from RefSeq and is a predicted model, not a curated record. Gene Ontology annotation, biological process: regulation of gene expression; maturation of 5.8S rRNA. NCBI's taxonomy places the organism in Eukaryota, Metazoa, Chordata, Actinopteri, Cyprinodontiformes, Fundulidae. The coding region runs from base 124 to 588 and encodes 154 amino acids. Gene Ontology annotation, cellular component: exosome (RNase complex); nucleolus. Gene Ontology annotation, molecular function: DNA binding; RNA binding. The transcript is spliced from 5 exons.
AAGAGGUGGUCGGUGAGUCUUCCGAACGGCAGGCGGCAGCAAAGAAACGGAAGAGGGGUUCCACCACCGCAUGGUUCUCUUCCGGUCUGAAGGUUAAAACGUGAAGCUUCCUAAUAAGGGAAAAUGGCAGCGGGAGCGCCCGUCGAGGAGUACCCGCAGGAGAUAGACGAACAGCUGACCACCUUCGAUUCUUCGGCGAAUGCGGUGAAAGCCAUGCUGGAGAAACUCAUGUCCCUGUCCAGAAACGACCUGGUGCAGAAGUUGGAUCCUUUGGACCAAGCCAAGCUGGAUCUGAUGUCUGUCUAUACUCUAAAUUCGCUGUUCUGGAUGUACUUGGUGACGCAGGGGAUAAACCCGAGGGAACAUGGGAUCAAGCAGGAGCUGGAGCGCAUCAGGACUUACAUGAACCGAGUCAAAGAGAUCACCGACAAGAAGAAAGCCGCCCGUCUGGACAAGGGCGCUGCGUCGCGGUUCUUGAGGAACGCCCUCUAUGAACCCGAGGACAAAGAGUUUAAAAAAGCCGCGUCCAAGAAGUCAGCAGAUACGCCCCCCGAAGGUCCUCACAGGAAGCGGCCCAAGCAGAGCUGAUCCCGAGGAAGGUGCCUACAGUCGGGUCCCGUUACAGCAUGGGUCCCAAAGCAGGGCGAUGGAUGCUGGCGUGAACGUCCCAACCGCAACGCCAGCGUUAAAGAUCAGGCAACAGAGGCGGCAAUUAUUUGAGCCACUUCAGUGGAGCUGCCGGGACUCCAGUCAGAAAUGGUUCUCUGCAUUCUUCAUGUGUUCCUGGAUGUUUUAGAGAUGAACAGGAAGCCAGUUUAUCUCUGCAGUCUUCAGGAUGAGCAGCUUUUGGGACAUUAUUUUGUCUCUAUUAAUAGCAUCUUUGUAAUUUGAAGCGGAUUCAAUGAAUCUGAUGGAAGAAAAAAUGUAUUAAUUUUAUAUAUUGUUUUUUUCUGUUAAUUUGUUCCCCCCUUGGAGAAUAUUUUCGAAUAUUAUCUGAAGAGAAGAACACUUAAAAAGUUGUUUAAGUUGCUGAUCGGCUUUCAUGUGCUUGACUUGUUGUACCAAAUAAUGCGAACAACUAAUAGCGUUUUAUCUUUUUAAGUGAUUGUUUUUAUUUUCUUAACUCAAUUAAUCAACUUCUGGGUUUGGACAUUUCAUAUUCAGGACAAGCAGUUUCCAAUCUGUGACAACGAGAACAUGAAUUUCUUUAUAAACAAUACAAUGUACAGUUAAUCCUACAACUAUUCACACACCAGGCAGAUUAGGGUUUAAAGUAAUCUUUUAAUUUUUACCAAGAUGUUUCUGUUGGCCCUAAUAGCAUUUUGGCUAAGCUUGAAUUUAACAUUGAACCUGUGGAGGGAGCUAAAGAUCCAGGUGAUGACAAGAAAGCCUUCCAGCCGCUAAAGACUCUGAGCUCAUUGCAAAAGAUAAAUUGUCCAAAAAGAAAAAAGGGAGAAACAAGCAUGCCUAAAACUGGUUAGCGAUUAUAAGAAUAGUUUGCUUGCAAUUCUGCCAAUAAAGCUUUUUCUUUGUAAUUUCUAUGUAAUUUCUUUAACAAAUGUAAAUGGAAACAAAAUUAAUUUGUUUUUUUCAAAGCUGAUACUUUGUUUUCUGAUCUUUUGAGAGAGAGGAAACUGUGGGAUUACUAUGGAAACUUGUGAUGGUAAAGAUGAGCCUAGA